AUGACUUCGCCAAAAAUUCAAAAGGAUAUUGUGAGUGCUUGUGCACAAGAGAUCGUGAAAGCUAUAAUUGAUGACUUGGACGGAGAUUAUUUUGGGAUAUUAGUUGAUGAGUCCAAGGAUAUCUCACAUCAUGAACAAAUGGCCCUUGCUUUUCGGUAUGUUGACAAAAAAGGCCAAGUGAACGAGCCAUUUAUUAGUCUUGUUCGUGUUAGUGAUACAUCUGCAAAGUCGUUGAAAGAAGCAGUACUUUCUUUGCUAAUGAAACACUCAUUAAAUCCAUCCAAAAUACGUGGACAAGGCUAUGAUGGGAAUAGUAAUAUGCAGGGAAAGAUGAAUGGUCUUAAAGCAUUAAUUUUGCAAGAAACUCCAUCGGCAUUUUCCGUUCAUUGUUUUGCAUAUAGAUUACAGUUGACGCUUGUAGGUAUUGCUAAAAAACACAAGGAGGUAGAGACUUUCUUUGCUAUUGUUACUAAUGUGUUGAAUGUAAUUGGAGUUUCUUUUAAGCGUAGAGAUCAACUUCGGGGUCAUCAAGCAGAACUGUUGCAGCAAUUGUUAGAGAGUGGUGAAGUUCAAAGUGGGAAAAGAUUAAGUCAAGAGCGAGGGCUUCAAAGGCUAGCGUUGAUAAUGUCAAACGAGUUGAGCAAAGCUUUACAGAAGAAAGAUCAAGAUAUUGUCAAUGCCAUGGUAUUUCUUGAUAUCACAAAGGAAAGGUUGCAAGAAAUGAGAGAUAAAGGAUGGGAACCAUUGAUGGAUGAAUCGAAGCGUAGGCCUUCUAGUGUUACUUAUUCACAUCACUUACGUGUUGAGCUUUUUUAUGCCGUGAUUGAUUUGCAAUUUCUGGAGCUUAAUAGUCAUUUUGAUGUUGUGAGUAGUAACCUGCUUCUUGGUAUGGCUAGCUUGAAUCUGGCUAACUCAUUUGCUAAUUUUGAUAAGGAAAGAAUAAUAACAUUGGACAAGCAUUAUCCCGAUGAGUUUGGUGAAUUGAAACUUCGAGAUCUUAGUCGCCAACUUGACACUUUCUUAUGGCACAUGCAACAUGGUGACCCUAGGUUCUCUAGUUUGAAAGGAAUUGGUGAUUUGGCAAAAGUAUUGGUUGAGGAAAAUCUUGUGGAGACUUAUUCACUUAUUUAUUUGCUUGUGAAGUUGACUUUAACUUUACCUGUCGCAACUGCAACGGUGGAAAGAGCAUUCUCAUCCAUGAAGUACAUCAAAUGUGAAUUGAGUAGUAGUAUUAGUGAUGCAUUUUUAAAUGAUUGUUUAGUUUGUUACUUUGAGAAGGAAGUAUUUGUAAAUAUAAGCAAUGAUGCUAUUAUUGACCGUUUUCAAAACAUGAAUGCGCGUCGAGUUCAACUAUGA
This is a messenger RNA of Nicotiana attenuata, 1356 nucleotides long. RefSeq lists its product as uncharacterized. NCBI's taxonomy places the organism in Eukaryota, Viridiplantae, Streptophyta, Magnoliopsida, Solanales, Solanaceae. The record is from RefSeq and is a predicted model, not a curated record. The transcript has 3 exons. Bases 1 to 1356 code for a protein of 451 amino acids.